Molecule: messenger RNA, 3750 nt
Organism: Trichosurus vulpecula (common brushtail)
Lineage: Eukaryota; Metazoa; Chordata; Mammalia; Diprotodontia; Phalangeridae
Product: zinc finger and SCAN domain-containing protein 30-like
Exons: 4
Coding region: 562-2049 (495 amino acids)
Source: RefSeq, a predicted model, not a curated record
ACUGUUCUCGGGGGAGCUGGAGCCAGCUUCCCUUCUGUGCUGAAUUCUGAUCCUUGAGAUCUCUCACUCAGUGAAGCGUCUGAGGAGUAGCGCUGGCUGCGGCGGGUCCGCGUUGUGUAGACCUACGCCCCCUCGUGUAGAGCCAGCCCGGGGCGAGCAUGGCCUCUGGUGGAGUCACGUGCCGCCCCAGCCCGUCUCUAUAGCAACCGCUUGACAGUGGUGCGUUUGUCCCAAUCUCCCAGAGAAGGGCGGAAACCCGGCCUGGAGGUUCCGGGAAAUGUAGUGUGGAAGCAGAGGUGCCUCGAGGGUCGCUGUGGUUAGAGGAAGGCCGGGGUUGGGAGUAUCUCUAAAGUGAGCAGUCACUAAACCACUUAAGGAGACCAGAGAUGAUGAUGAGGACGGCAGGUCCCUGUGUCAGCUGAGUGCCGUUAUGUGCGGAGUCUGUAAAUUUGGCAGUUGUGUUUCCUGGCCCCUGAAUGGGGUGUCCUUGAAGAGCCGCCUAAGGGGAACCCCUCGGAGGCAUAGACCCUUUUAGAGUUGUUUUAAAAAUUUGAAGCUCAGAUGGCUUUAGAAUCCAGAGAGGCUGCAGCCCUCGAUCCUCAGAAUCCAGCAUGGAAAGAGAGACUUCAAGUAGUAAAAGUAAAGGUGGAGGAAGAAGAGGAUUACUUAUGGGGGAAGAAAGACAGUCAGAAGAAGAACAGCCCUUCCACCCAGGAGAUCUUCCGCCUGCAGUUCAGGCAGUUUGGCUACAGUGACACACCUGGACCCCGAGAGGCUCUGAACAAACUCUGGGAACUUUGCCAUCAGUGGCUAAGACCAGAGAUCCACACGAAGGAGCAGAUUCUAGAACUGCUGGUCCUGGAGCAGUUCCUGACCAUUUUGCCAGAGGACCUGCAGGGCUGGGUGAGAGAUCAGCAUCCAGAGAGUGGAGAGGAGGUGGUGACUGUGCUGGAAGAUUUGGAGAGAGAGCUUGGUGACCCAGGACGUCAGGUUGCAUCAAGUACACAGAGAGAGGCAGGGGCCUGGGAGAAGAUGGCACAGGAUGCACUGAAUGUCCAGCUUCAGCCUAUGAAUGCUCAGAUCAAGUGUGGCUCUCCAGAGCCCCAGUUCCUACAAGAAAGAGAUUUUGAGACUAGUACCAAGUGGUCCCUUCCAAAGCAGGAACUUUCUGAAGAAGUGGAGUCACAGGAGAGGAUAUCUGGAAGAUUCCCCAUGGAUAGUUCCAAGGGAACCAAGACUGUAAAAGCCUAUGAAUGUGAAGGCACUCUAGACAAGCAACAGGGAAACAAAAUGGAGAAAGUAGAUGGAUCCCUUUCCCAGGAUGGAAAUUUUAUGGUACUGACCAUCCCUUCUGAAAAAACUCCCUUAAGAGAGAAUGGCCAUAAAUAUGAUGAAUGUUUGUGUAGUUGUCAUUUGAAUUCAAACCUGGUUACACAACAUAGAAUUCCGGCAGGAGAGAAACCCCACGUAUCCAAUACAAAUGACCAAAACUCCAAACAGAAUUCAUCUUCUAGUGUACAUCAAAUAGAUCAGACUCUCAAGAAACCUUAUGAAUGUAAUGAAUGUGAGAAAACCUUCAAGCAGAACUCAGAACUUAGAAAACAUCAGGGGAUUCAUAUAGGAGUGAAACCUCACAAAUGUACUCAGUGUGGGAAAGCAUUCAGCCGACGUUCGUAUCUUAGGAAACAUCAAAAAAUUCACACUGGAGUGAAACCCUAUUCUUGUAGUGAAUGUGGGAAAGCUUUCAGGGUGAGCUCAGACCUUAUUCAGCAUCAAAGAAUUCACACUGGAGAUAAACCCUAUCAUUGUAGGGAAUGUGGGAAGGCCUUCAAUCAGAACUCUUCCCUUAUUCAACAUCAGAGAAUUCAUACUGGAGAAAAACCCUACGAAUGUAAUGAAUGUGGGAGAGCUUUCAAUCAACGCUCAGCUCUUACUCAACAUCAGAGAAUUCAUACUGGAGAGAAGCCCUAUGAAUGUAAAGAAUGUGGGAAACCCUUCAGGCAUUGGUCUGGCCUUAUGACACAUCGAAGAGUACAUACCAAACUUUGACCCUAUGCAUAUUUUCUAUAUGACAGAUGUUCAGACAACUUUGUAACUGUUUUUAAAUCUUAGAAAAUGUAUCCUGGGAUCACAAUCCUAUAAAGUAAUUGUGAGCUCCUCAGGGGGAGAUCCUGUGCUUCUCUUAUUUUUGUAUGACUCACUUCUGAGUAUCAUGUGCCUAUGAGACCUUCAUUAAGGUUUAUUUUCUGAUAGACUAAUCUAUAAAAAGAAGGGGAGGAGGUAAACAUUGUUUACUGCUUCCUUUACUUUUUAGGAAACUCAAGGAAUUUGAAAUAAAUGGGAAUGUAAUAUACUAAGCUGGAGCUUAGUCACUCCAAGAAACUGAAUUAGAACAAAUUUGCUCUGUCUGUUUAUCCACUCUUCAGGAACCCCUAUAUUUGUUGUCAUUUGUUACUAAUAUGAAGGUAUCAUGAAUAUUGUCAGUGGUUUGUCUCUCUGUUAUCUGAUUAUUCCUACCUCCUUCCUGAACUCCCCUAGCAUUUCUCUGAGGAACAGAAAUAAAUGAAGAGAGAGAUUUCAGAAUUUUUUUCCCACAGGAAAAAAUGCAACUAGUUUCCAUUUUUCUGAGGCAGUAUGACAGUGAUGAGGGAGUUGUUAAUAUUAGAUUGUCAGUUUUAUUGACAUAUACUCGGGCAAAAUAGCUACUAAUAAUUUUUCCUCAUUAAUUGUGAAUUUACCUUUUCCUUUUUUUAAUGCUGGUAAUUUUGUUUUUUAAAUCAAAUUACCUAAUGGCUUAUCUGUUUCCUUUUUCUUCCCCCAGUUAUAGUUUUAUUUAUUAAUUAAUUGGGUUUUUUGCUUUCAAUUUUUCAAAAAAUUUUCUUCUUUAAUUUUGAAGAUUUCUACUUUGGUUUUUAAUCGGGUUGGGGGGGGGUUGGUGUUGGUUUUCUAAUUGUUUUAUCUGUAUGCCCUAUUGUUGAUCUACUUUCUCUUUUAUUGAUGAAAAUAUUUAAGACAUAACAUUUCCCCUAAGCCCUACUUUGACUACAUUCCUCAGAUUUUGGUAUGCUACUUCUUUAUUAUCUAAUUGAAAACAUUGUUUCUCUGAUUUGUUCUUUGACUUACCUAUUCUUUAGGUUUGAGUUAUUUAAUUUCUAAUUGAUUUUUAAUCUUUGCUUCAAAACCCAUCUAUUGAAUAUAAUUUUUAUUGCAUUGUCAUAAAAGAUGAAUUUAAUAUUUCUGAUUUUCGGCAUUUGAUUGUGUGGUUUUUAUGUUCUUAAUACAUAGUCAGUUUUUGUGACUGUAUGGUACUUUCACAAGUACCAUAUACAGCUGAGAAAUAGGUAUACUUCAUUCUAUUCCAAUUUAGUAUUCUCCAGAGGCCUAUCAUCUCUAAUUUUUCUAAAAUGAUACCCAGGUCUUUUAUUUCUUUAUUUUUUUUUUUUUGGUCAGAGUUAUCUAGGUCUGAGAUGGUAGAAAUUGAAGCUCCCCACUAUUAUAGCUUAAUUUCUUUCUCCUUAUAAUUAAUUUACUUUUUCUUUAAGAAUUUAGAUGCUAUGUCAUUUGAUAUAUAUGUGUGUUUAGUAUUGAUAUAAAUUCAUUGUCUGUGGUACCUUUCGGUAUAAUGUAGCUUUCCUGUUUAUCUCUCCUAAUUAGGCCUGUUUUUGUUGUUGCUUUAUCUGAGGUCAUGAUUGCUACCCCUGCCUUUUUUACUUCAAGUGAAGGAAAAUAAAUUGCUCCAGCCUCUCAUUU